Molecule: messenger RNA, 1608 nt
Organism: Ambispora leptoticha
Lineage: Eukaryota; Fungi; Glomeromycota; Glomeromycetes; Archaeosporales; Ambisporaceae
Source: the annotation of a GenBank genome assembly
AUGCCCUUUACGUAUAAAAUUUCAAAAAUUAUACCAAAAUUCCGACACAUAGCCAAAAUUACGAAAUCAAAAACCCGAAACCAUUUAAUAAUACCUCUACUAAACGAAAAUGUUCUCUACGAAAUUUUCAGAUACUUAGAAACCGACUACAAGUCUCUCCUUUCUUGUAUUUUAGUUUGUCGUUUUUGGUGUCAAAGUGCAUUAUCAUUCUACUGGGCGGAACCGUUCCAUCAUUUAGAUCAUAAAUUAAUUGUAUCAUCUUACAUACGAUGCUUGGACUUCGAUGAAAGGACUGCAUUAGUUAGGAAUGAAGUAGUAGGUGCACGAUAUAAUUAUGCGAAAUACUUGAAGAGCUUAAGUAUGGGUACUCUUUAUGGUGCUGUUGAGAAGUGGGUUGAACACACUGAGAUGGUUCCUCGAGGACGUCGUAAACAACAUCCACAACAGAGAUCUAAUUCCCAACGUAUUCUCGACAUUUGCCAUUCGUUAUGCCGUCUUUUCAUGAGCAAUGACGGAAAUAUCCUCAAUCUUACACUUGAUUGGGGUGACAUAGACUUUUGGCAAAAGUACCCUUCAGAAACAUACUUUGAUAAUGAAUCCACUUCUCUUGUGAAUCUAAGUAGACUCUCAAUACAUUACAUCUACGACUGGCCAAUCUUUAAGCAUUUAGCAAAAUCAGCAGUAAACAUUGAAACUCUCGAAAUUCUUGGUUAUUCAUUAUUUCCCGCACCGAAGCAAUCAUAUGAAAAUGAUUUGGGAUUGUUAAUUUCGAAGCAAAAAAGAUUAAGAAUAUUUAAAUUGUUUGGGUAUGGAACCACGCCAUCGAAUACAAUUUCCGCAAUCGCUAGUCAAGCGAACUCUCUUCAUUCAGUGGAAAUUAUUUAUGUUCAUUUCAGUGGCACCUCUACAGUUCGGGGUCCCUCGUUAGAAGGAUUGGCCGCUUGUAGAAACUUGCGAGAAAUAGUCAUAAAAUAUUGCACUUUCGCGAAUGAUGGUCAAUUGAAACCUCUCGCUUCGGCGAUAUUUCCGUAUCUACGAAAACUCCAUUUCGUUGAGUCGACUUAUGGAUGGGAUGAAACGAUGGUUGCUUUAAUUAGGAAUAACUUUCAAAAUCUCGAAGAAGUGUUCUUCAAGCCAUCACUUAAUGGACUUUCCAUACCACAGGGUAAACCAUAUUCCACAGAAAUUGUUCAAGUAGUCGAAAAAUUAUGCCCAGCCUUAAAAACUCUGGGUAUACCGGUUGGUUGGGAUGAAUUGUGCUAUCUCAGAAAUAUUCUCAGAAAUCCUAAAUGUCAAUUACGUAGUCUCAGCUUAUUUCCCACCUCGCCAUACACCGGUACUCAGAUCAUGGAAGAAUGGCCUGCCUUUGGUCCAUUAAUGCCAAUUACCCUGCGUCACUUGAACGUAUGUAUAAAGAUGAAUGACGAAUACAUGAAAUCAUUUUUGGAAUCGAUUCGUGCACCUUUGGAAACUUUAUGGUUCGAUGCGUGGUUGUACGUUACCGGCUAUAUUUGUUUAAUCGUCUACGAUUUCAUUAAAAAAAGAGACCGCGUGAACGAUCUUGGGUUAAAACAGUCAGCACGAGAGUUCUUAAGAUAUGUCGUUUAA